Molecule: messenger RNA, 1110 nt
Organism: Monosiga brevicollis MX1
Lineage: Eukaryota; Choanoflagellata; Craspedida; Salpingoecidae
Exons: 2
Coding region: 1-1110 (369 amino acids)
Molecular function (GO): hydrolase activity
Source: RefSeq, a predicted model, not a curated record
AUGCUCAAGUUCCUGUUGUUGGUGGCCCUGGUGGCAGCGGCGGCCAAUGCCGAUGUGCCUUUGACUCUGCUUGACAAAUAUCCCAACGCACGUUGUAUGGAUGGUACGCCCGGUGGUUAUUACUUUCAGCCAAGCAGCAACGCCUCGGCGUCCACCAAAUGGGUCAUCUCCCUCGAAGGCGGCGGCGAGUGCGCCACGGAGGACAGCUGCAAGAGCAAGCUCAACACUUCCCUCGGGUCAACCGAUCAUCGCCCCAAGAGCAUCGGCAGCUUGGGCUUCCUCGGAACCGAUGAUUGCAACGAAAACCCUGUCAUGUGCCAGUGGAACCGAGUGGAGGUGGUGUACUGCUCCCAGGAUCUGCAUUCCGGCCAACGCGCCCAACCCUCGGACGAGUCCUGGGGCAUCAUCUUUGCUGGAAAGCUGAUCGUUGACGCCAUCAUCGAAGAUCUGGAGGCCAACCAUGGCCUCACCGAGGCCACAGAGAUUAUUCUUUCGGGUGAUUCGGCCGGUGGCCUCGGUACCUGGUACCACCUCAACGACCUGGUCGAUCGCUAUCCCCAGGCCAGCGUUUACAACGUCCCCAUCGCCGGCUUUUACUUCCCGGCUUACCCCUACACCGGCCCCAAUCACACUCAGUCGGGGCUUGCCGACUUCCGUGCCGAGGCCUGGCCUGGACACGUGACCCUCUGGCAGAGCCACAUGGACCAAGAUUGCCAGCGCGACAUGCCCGUCAACGACACGUGGAAGUGCAUGCUUGCCAACUUCUCGUACCCUUACAUGCGGGCGCCCAUUUUCAUUGUUGAGGCACAAACCGACGAAGUUGUGACCACAGGUCAUGACUGGCUGCCUGCUAAUGACAUCUACCAACCCCCUGAGCAAGCCUAUCUCGCCGAGUGGGCAGCCAACAUGACCCAGGGCCUCCAGCGCGCCGCCAACAGCCACCGCGAUGGCGUUUUCAACGCUGCCUGCUUCAUUCACACGACCUUCACCAACAGCAAACCACGCAUCAAUGGCCUCACCUACCACCAGGCCAUGUUGCAAUGGCUUGCUGGUGAAUCCAUGGUGCUCAUCGAUGAUUGUGGUGUCAUUUGCAACCCCACCUGCCCUUAG